AUGUCUGUUCUGGUGGGGAGGAAGUUCCCGCUGGAGCCGGCGCUGCUUCUUCUAAAUGACGACUCCAGACUUAAGAUCACUGAGAUAGAGCCCCACACUAUACCCACGCCCAGCCCAUACUUUACCCACGCUCUCCCCAUUGUGCCUACACCCAGCCCGCACUGUACCCACGCUCUCCCCAUUGUGCCCACACCCAUUCCACACUGUACCCACACUCUCCCCACACCCAGUCCACAGUGUACCCACACCCACACCUUGCCCACAUCCAGCCCACACUAUGCCCAUGCUCUCCCCAUUGUGCCCACACCCAGCCAACACUAUUCCCAAGCUCACCCCAUUGUGCCCACAUCGAGCCCACACUAUGCCCAUGCUCUCCCCAUUGUGCCCACACCCAGCCCACACUAUUCCCAAGCUCACCCCAUUGUGCCCACACCCAGCCCACACUUCCACACUGUACCCACACUCUCCCCACACCCAACCCACACUGUACCCAUACUCCCCACACCCAGCCCACACUGUACCCACACUCUCCCCAUACCCAGCCCACACUAUACCCACACUCUCCCCAUUGUGCCCACACCCAGCCCACACUAUACCCAUGCUCUCCCCAUUGUGCCCACACUAUGCCCAUUGUGCCCACACCCAGCCCACACUAUGCCCACGCUCUCCCAAUGGUGCCCAUACACUGUGCCCACACUCUCCCCACACCCAGUCCACACUCUCCCCAUUGUGCCCACACCAAGCCCACACUGUACCCACACUCUCCCCAUUGUGCCCACUCCCAGUCCACAGUGUAUGUACCCUCACUCUCCCCACAAGGUUGGGAAUCGUUAG
This is a messenger RNA of Carassius carassius (crucian carp), 834 nucleotides long. RefSeq lists its product as uncharacterized. Lineage: Eukaryota; Metazoa; Chordata; Actinopteri; Cypriniformes; Cyprinidae. The transcript has 4 exons. Bases 1 to 834 code for a protein of 277 amino acids. The record is from RefSeq and is a predicted model, not a curated record.